Messenger RNA from Cooperia oncophora, 369 nucleotides. The record is from the annotation of a GenBank genome assembly. NCBI's taxonomy places the organism in Eukaryota, Metazoa, Nematoda, Chromadorea, Rhabditida, Trichostrongylidae.
AUGUCCCUCAUCAGCGGCCUCUGCGAAAAUCGUAUGCCGCUUGUUUUAGUGGGGGAUUUCAACCUCCUUGAUAUCUCGUGGUCUCGGCUAUCUCACAAGCGGGGCACUAGGAAGUCUCACUUCGUGGAAUCCCAUAAUUUCAAGCAACUGGUGCUAGAGCCCACCCAUGAUUAUAACAUUUUGGAUCUUGUCCUUACGAAUUGCCCCUCUCUUAUUAGUAGCACGUCGGUUCGAGCACCUUUUUCAACAUCAGACCACGCUACAGUUUCCUUCAAUUGUCCACGAGUUGUCAUCUACCUGAACAAAAACGAACCAUUGACUUCGCUAGAGGGGACUAUAUAUCUAUCUGUAAUCAACUCCUUGCAAUAG